CCGCGCGGGAGGCGGGAGUGCAGUCCCCCGGGCUUUCUCUCUUAGCCCCGCCUCCUUCCCGGCUCCAGCUGGGGCCCGAGAGGCUGCGUGGUCUGUACGCUGCUCGCUGGCCUCCCAGUCUCCCCAGCAACCGAUGACACUGCCCGCGCGACACUGACCACUAGCCGACGCGGGCGAGAGGGACAGGAGCGUGACCUCCCCAUCCCGAGGGGCCGGACGCUCGGACGCCUCCCCGCUUCCCCUACUCGGAGGCCGCGCGCGCCGUUAGCCCGUUCCUCGCUCCCCGGCCCCAGUCCCGCAGUCCGGGAGGCGGGGGUCGGCAGCUGGCUGAGUGGGAACCGCGCGGUGUCUGAGGAGCCAGUCGGAGACCGGUUUCCACUUCAGUCGUGACCCUUUUGCCUGUGGGAUGAGCUCCAGCAUGGGGUGAGGUAUAGAAGAGAGACUUGAAGAGCCUGCCUUGGGACUCAAGCGCCAAACCUGUACCCUAGCAAGUGUCUUACUCCAUAUCCAUAAUGGAAGGAAAUGCACACCCUACUGCAGAGGCACAAGAGGAGGACACCCCAUGCCGGCUACUCCUGCCCAGCGUAGUGGGGCAGCAGAAGCUCCAGAGCCCAGACUUGCAGGCUCACGGUGCAGGGUGAACCUGGCAACAGCUCACCUCUGGAACAGCCGCAGUGUCUGCCCCUUAGAGAAGAACCCUGAAAUCAGACCAGUUUUUGCGGCCUCCCCCUUUCCUCUCUGUUACAGUGCCCUUUCCAGGCCUUAAGAGAAGUAAAACUUAGCUGCAGCGUCAGGAGGUGGACCCCAGAGUGUGAGUGGCACGCUUCCCUGUGAACCCGUCCUCACCAUGUUUGCCACAUCUGGGGCAGUGGCAGCAGGGAAGCCUUACUCGUGCAGCGAGUGUGGCAAGAGCUUCCGCUACAGCUCAGUGCUGCUGCGACAUGAACGUGCUCACGGCGGUGACGGCCGCUUCCGUUGCCUAGAAUGCGGUGAGCGCUGUGCACGGGCUGCUGACCUCCGAGCGCACAGGCGCACCCAUGCUGGCCAGACCCUCUACAUCUGCAGUGAGUGCGGACAAAGCUUCCGCCACAGCGGCCGCCUUGACCUACACUUGGGUGCACACCGGCAGCGAUGCCGCACUUGCCCCUGCCGCACAUGCGGCCGCCGCUUCCCGCACCUCCCGGCGCUGCUGCUACACCGGCGCCGCCAGCAUCUGCCAGAGCGGCCCCGCCGCUGCCCGCUGUGCGCCCGCACCUUCCGACAGAGCGCGCUGCUCUUCCACCAGGCGCGGGCGCACCCCUCGGGGACAACCUCUGACCCUGCUGCCCCACCCCACCGCUGCGCACAGUGCCCGCGAGCCUUCCGAAGCGGCGCCGGGCUGCGGAGUCACGCGCGCAUCCACGUGUCCCGGAGCCCCAUGCGACCCCGUGCCUCAGACGCCCACCAGUGUGGCGUGUGCGGCAAGUGUUUCGGCAAGAGCUCUACGCUGACGCGACACCUGCAGACGCACUCGGGGGAGAAACCCUUCAAGUGCCCGGAGUGCGGCAAGGGCUUCCUGGAGAGCGCCACGCUGGUGCGCCACCAGCGCACACACACGGGCGAGAAGCCGUACGCAUGUGGCGACUGUGGACGCUGCUUCAGCGAGAGUUCCACGCUGCUGCGCCACCAGCGCAGCCAUCAGGGCGAGCGGCCACAUGCGUGCGCCACUUGCGGCAAGGGUUUCGGGCAGCGCUCCGACCUGGUGGUGCACCAGCGCAUCCACACGGGCGAGAAGCCCUUCGCGUGCCCCGAGUGCGGCCGCCGCUUCAGCGACCGCUCGGACCUCACCAAGCACCGGCGAACGCACACGGGCGAGAAGCCCUACCGCUGCGAACUGUGCGGCAAGCGGUUCACGUGCGUGUCCAAUCUCAACGUGCAUCGGCGCAACCAUGCCGGCCACAAGCCACACAAAUGCCCCGAGUGCAGCAAGGCCUUCAGCGUCGCCUCCAAGCUUGCACUGCACCGCAAGACGCACCUGGGCGAACGGCCAGCGGAGUGCGCAGAGUGCGGCAAGUGCUUCAGCCACAGCCGCUCGCUGUCGCAGCAUCAGCGGGCCCACACGCGCGCCCGCACCGCUGCCGCCGUUGCCAUCCAGUCCGCAGUGGGCACUACCCUCGUCUUUGAGGGGCCGGCUGAACAGGAAAAGCCAAAGUUUUCUGUGUCCUAGUUGAGGGAGGCUUGCUGAGGCUUCUCUAAAGGUGGUUGGGCAAGCACCUAUAUAGUAUCACGGGGACAGUUGAGGCAACUCGUAGAUGGAGGUUUGGGAAAAGACUAUGUGGCCUCCUGCCUUUCCCGUUUCUUUUGGCAGCCCUUCACCUGGCCUCCUGCCUCGCCUCUACACCUACUACCCUGUCGGCCCUUUUGCCAUCCUGUCCUCGUAUAACUCGGAUUCUCCCCUCAGGUGUAGGUGCAGGGAGUCAGGGAACCCUUAGACUCCCCUGUGUGCAAGAGCCCAGGUGUUGGUGUGUCCCUUUAAUGCGACUGUGUUCUCUGGUGUUUCUGAUUUUCCUGCCUUUGUUCUGUCUUCUCAUGUCCCAUCUCAUUCCAGCCCGCAUCUUCUGCCUUCCUGAUUACCUUUGUUGUCCUGCCUCUUCAGGUAAUGGUCACAGAUUUGGCUGUAGUCACAUGUUACCAGCCCUGUGGCUUCUUGACUCUUGGCUCCCUGUUAACUCUGCUUCUGAGAAAUGUGGGUAUAGAGGUGGGAAAGCUCACUUCCAUGAAGGAUGUCUCCAUGCUAGGAGCUGCCUGCACCCUGGCAGAGGUGGCCAGUCACGUGAAGGUGGGCAGGGGCCUAAACAUGGCCACACAUGAUGUCUCCAGGGCAGAUCAAGGGGCCUCUCAGAACAAUGUUCCCCAGCCAGGUGAGGAACAUUUUCACUGGGACCCAGGCCAAAACCAUGUGGGUCCACAAAGCCAGGCACUGCCAAGUGGAACAUGAGGUUAUUUCCAAAUCAUGGGAGCCACCAGUAAGGAGAGGGCAGGGUGGAAAAUCCCCUGGAGCUGGUCAACAACUUUUUGCUCAUGGCUAGUGAAAUAAAGUUGUCUGAGUACUAGA
This is a messenger RNA of Nomascus leucogenys (northern white-cheeked gibbon), 3094 nucleotides long. RefSeq names its product zinc finger protein 672 (gene ZNF672). Gene Ontology annotation, molecular function: DNA-binding transcription activator activity, RNA polymerase II-specific; RNA polymerase II cis-regulatory region sequence-specific DNA binding. Gene Ontology annotation, cellular component: nucleus. Gene Ontology annotation, biological process: regulation of transcription by RNA polymerase II. The record is from RefSeq and is a predicted model, not a curated record. NCBI's taxonomy places the organism in Eukaryota, Metazoa, Chordata, Mammalia, Primates, Hylobatidae.